CCCUUGCCCUCCAUCCCUGCUCCUGUAGCGGUCUCGGUCUCCCAGCAGAAGACGCAGCCAUGAAUCCGUUAUUCGGCCCCAACCUCUUCCUCCUACAACAGGAGCAGCAGGGGCUGGCCGGACCGCUAGGGGAACCCCUGGGAGGCGACCACUUGGCCGGGGGAGGGGACGUGUCCCCGGCGCCGCUCGCCCCGGCCGGCCCGGCUGCCUACUCGCCGCCCGGGCCGGGCCCGGCGCCCCCCGCCGCCAUGGCACUCCGCAACGACCUGGGCUCCAACAUCAACGUGCUCAAGACCCUGAACCUCCGGUUCCGCUGCUUUCUGGCCAAGGUGCACGAGCUGGAGCGCCGCAACCGGCUGCUGGAGAAGCAGCUGCAGCAGGCGCUGGAGGAGGGUAAGCAGGGCCGGCGGGGCCUGGCUCGCCGCGACCAGGCCGUGCAGACCGGCUUCGUCAGCCCCAUCCGGCCCCUGGGGCUGCCCCUCGGCGCCCGGCCGGCCGCCGUCUGCACCCAGUCGGCGCGGGUGCUGGGCUCGCCCGCGCGCUCGCCAGCCGGCCCCCUCGUGCCCUCCGCUGCCAGCCACUCGUCGCCCUCCACCUCCACCUCCACCUCCUACUCCUCGUCAGCCCGCUUCAUGCCCGGCACCAUCUGGUCCUUCUCUCACGCCCGCCGGCUCGGGCCGGGACUGGAGCCCACUCUGGUGCAAGGGCCUGGCCUGUCGUGGGUGCACCCCGACGGGGUGGGCGUCCAGAUCGACACCAUCACCCCCGAGAUCCGUGCGCUCUACAACGUCCUGGCUAAAGUGAAGCGCGAGCGGGACGAGUACAAGCGGAGGUGGGAAGAGGAGUACACUGUGCGGAUACAGCUGCAGGAGCGAGUGAACGAGCUGCAGGAGGAAGCCCAAGAGGCUGACGCCUGCCAGGAGGAGCUAGCGAUGAAGGUGGAGCAGUUGAAAGCGGAGCUAGUGGUCUUCAAGGGGCUCAUGAGCAAUAACCUGUCUGAGCUGGACACAAAGAUCCAGGAAAAGGCCAUGAAGGUAGAUAUGGACAUCUGUCGCCGCAUCGACAUCACCGCCAAACUAUGCGACGUGGCUCAGCAGCGCAACUGUGAGGACAUGAUCAAGAUGUUCCAGAAGAAGCUGUCUCUGCACUUGUCUCCCAUUAAGGUCCCAUCCAUGGGGGGGCGGAAGCGGGAGCGCAAGGCUGCCAUCGAGGAGGACACCUCCCUGUCGGAGAGUGACGGGCCCCGCCAGCCCGAUGGGGAUGAGGAGGAGAGCACAGCCCUCAGCAUCAACGAGGAGAUGCAGCGCAUGCUCAACCAGCUGAGGGAGUAUGAUUUUGAGGACGACUGUGACAGCCUGACUUGGGAGGAGACUGAGGAGACCCUGCUGCUUUGGGAGGAUUUCUCAGGCUAUGCCAUGGCAGCCGCAGAGGCGCAGGGAGAGCAGCAGGAAGACAGUUUGGAGAAGGUGAUCAAAGAUACCGAGUCCCUGUUCAAAACCCGGGAAAAAGAAUAUCAGGAAACCAUUGACCAAAUAGAGCUGGAGCUGGCCACGGCCAAGAAUGACAUGAACCGGCACUUGCACGAGUACAUGGAGAUGUGCAGCAUGAAGCGGGGCUUGGACGUGCAGAUGGAGACCUGCCGUCGGCUAAUCACCCAGUCUGGAGACCGAAAGUCUCCUGCUUUCACUGCGGUCCCGCUUAGCGACCCGCCGCCGCCGCCGCCAAGCGAGACUGAGGACUCCGAUCGCGAUGUCUCAUCUGAUAGCUCCAUGAGAUAGGGACCUACCUCCAGCCUGGUGGCCUGGGGCCCCACCCUGCCGGGAACUCACAGAGGCAGAGGGGUGGGGGGUUCACAGAAGGGGAACGCCAUCCGUCCCGCUGCACCAAGCCUCGCCCCUGGGGACUGGGGCGCUCCUCCCUCGGGCUUCCUGCCUUAGUCCUUGGCCUUCAGGGUUCUGAGGUGUCUGGAGCGAGGCUCAGCCUGCCCUUCCCAGGUGACUCCCACCACAGGUGGGGCUCUCCUGCCUUCACGCGUGGGCGCCUGCUACUUCUCAUCUUUAAAAUGCUGCCAGAGCGAUCGUGGCCCCUUACUUUCUCCAUUGAGUAAGGAAUGUGAUUGUCAGAUCUUCCUUCCAUCUCUUGAGGCCUCGAGCCAGCUUACUGUCUUUGAUUCUGUACUGGUGCUAACUGGCCCAGGCACUGGUAUGAAGUGGAUUAGGCUGGUCCUUCCAGGGCUUGUGCAACACACAUGCAGUGGGAGAGGGCUUCCCUCCAAGGUGCAGGUGGCGGGAGGAGGGACCGGGCAGGGCGCUCUGUCCCCCCUUGCGUUGUCAUCCACCCGUGGAUGGCAGUGAUGGGGCUGUGACCCGUCCUUUAUGGAAGUGCCAUGCAUUGAAGGGGCCUCCGGUCUAGGCGGCUUCUGGAUCCGACUGGGUGCAGUACCGUGGAGGGAGAUGGAAGUUUCCCAAUGCUGAGUGGCAGAGAAAAAGGUGAAGCUACUUGUAUGUGUGUGUGCAUGUGGUGUGUGUGUGUGUGUGUGUGUGUGUGUACAUGUGUGCUCAGGGUCUCGGUUUCUUCAAGUAUCAGCUGAAGAUGUGCCUCCUCUGUGCCUGUCAUACACUGAGAGCAGCAGGCUGAGAUGUCCUGGACUUGGAAAAGCUUGGGAGAAACUGGGGAGCUGUGAAUACGGACACGUCAGCAUAACUGCCUGAGGGAAGCUGUGCUGAGCGGACAUUUGAAUGGAGUCUUUAAUAAUAAUGAAACUGGCGAGUAUUUAUUGAA
Felis catus (domestic cat) is the source of this 2781-nucleotide messenger RNA. RefSeq names its product intermediate filament family orphan 1 (gene IFFO1). The transcript has 10 exons. Lineage: Eukaryota; Metazoa; Chordata; Mammalia; Carnivora; Felidae. The record is from RefSeq and is a predicted model, not a curated record. Bases 60 to 1778 code for a protein of 572 amino acids.